This is a messenger RNA of Gambusia affinis (western mosquitofish), 2454 nucleotides long. It is a transcript of the gene mat2al, whose product is annotated as methionine adenosyltransferase II, alpha-like. Gene Ontology annotation, cellular component: methionine adenosyltransferase complex; cytosol. Gene Ontology annotation, molecular function: methionine adenosyltransferase activity; ATP binding. Lineage: Eukaryota; Metazoa; Chordata; Actinopteri; Cyprinodontiformes; Poeciliidae. The transcript is spliced from 10 exons. The coding region runs from base 681 to 1853 and encodes 390 amino acids. Gene Ontology annotation, biological process: S-adenosylmethionine biosynthetic process. The record is from RefSeq and is a predicted model, not a curated record.
GAAUUAUAACGAACCUCUUCUGAAGGAAGGACCUUUGUCAGGGUUUGAGAAAGUAUACACUUGGACUUUUUCCUUGUUUUCUAAUGUUACAACCACAAACUUCAGAAUGGGAUUUUUUUGUGAUAGACAAAUAUUUUUUUUUCCAUCUUUCUACAGAUGUUUUGAGCACGUCCUCUACCUUUUUUGAGGCUGAAACAGCCUCUUUGCAAUCACCCUAAUCUUUAGGUUCUUGCGAAGUUUUAAGUCGGACAACUUCAAAACGUUUAGCGCUUCCAGUGUUAGCAGGGUGUCUGCACAUUCUUAAAAAGCCUUACUUUUUUAAAAUUUGAAAUUAGAGUCAUAAAAUGUCCUAUAUUCAUAAUUAAAAGUUGACAUUAAAUACGUUAAUUACAGGUCUUUUUUGGCACCAUUGGGAUCGAUUUGACAGUGAAAAUGGGUUUUAAGAGGACACGGGCCGCGCGGCAUCCUGCGGGUCUUGAAUUUUGUGUGGCAGGGCAAAAUAUUUAAUUAUUUAAUCUCUUAUAUUUACUUUUUAGCUACUUCUUGCUAGCUGCUAAUAUAUCCUCGCUAGUUAGCUCUCACUCGCUGUGACCUGCCGAUACUGCGUGUUGGUCUUAACGACGGCUUCAUCCGGUAAAUAUACUCCACCUGUUUUUGAGGCUUCUUAUUGUGAAAUACAGAUGAACCCCAGCAAAGGAAAGCGCAGCGGGAAGACUUUUCUGUUCACGUCCGAGUCUGUGGGGGAAGGACACUCCGAUAAAAUGUGCGAUCAGAUCAGCGACGCCGUCCUGGAUGCUUACCUGAGUCAGGACCCGGACUCUAAGGUGGCCUGUGAGUGUGUGGCAAAGACUGGCAUGAUUUUACUGGUUGGAGAAGUGACAUCUAAAGCCAUCGUGGAUCUCCAGUCCGUCGUCCGAGACACCAUCAAGAAGAUCGGCUAUGACGACUCGUCAAAAGGUUUCGACUACAAGACCUGCAACGUGCUGGUGGCCCUGGAGCCGCAGGCCGCAGAGAUAUCAGACUGUGUUUUUGAAGGAAGAGAUCAGGAGGACAUCGGGGCUGGGGACCAGGGCCUGAUGUUUGGCUACGCCACUGACGAGACAGAGGAGUGCAUGCCUCUAACCCUCCUACUGGCUCACAAACUCAACCACAGGAUGAGGGAGCUUUCGCUUAACGGAGAGUGUCCUUGGAUACUACCAGACUCCAAGUCACAGGUUACGGUGGAGUACCGAGACAGCGAGGGCGCCCUGGAGCCGCUUCGCGUCCACACCGUGGUCAUCUCCGUGCAGCACAGCCCCGACAUCACCCUGCAGGAGAUCAGGCACAACUUGAUGGAGAAGGUGGUGAAAGUUGUCGUUCCUGUCAAGUAUCUGGACGAGAAAACCAUCUACCACCUGCUGCCGAGUGGCAAGUUUCUAAUGGGAGGCCCACAGGGUGACGCAGGACUCACGGGACGUAAAAUCAUCGUGGACACCUAUGGAGGUUGGGGCGGCCACGGAGGUGGAGCUUUUUCCGGGAAGGACUACUCCAAAGUGGAUCGGUCAGGAGCCUAUGCAGCCCGUUGGGUCGCCAAGUCUCUGGUCAAAGCGGGGCUGUGCAAGAGGGCCCUUGUUCAGAUCUCGUACGCCAUCGGCGUGAGUCACCCGCUCUCCAUCACCGUGUUCCACUACGGCACGUCGGACAGGGACGAAGACGAGCUGCUGCAGAUAGUGAAGAAGAACUUUGACCUCCGACCUGGAGUCAUUGUGAGAGAGCUGGGACUAAAGCGGCCGAUUUACCAGGCCACGGCCUGCUACGGUCACUUUGGAAGAGAAGAGUUUCCAUGGGAACAACCAAAGAAACUUGUGUUUUAACUCAAGAUAUUAACAGAUAUGCCCAAGAUCAUUAGCAAAAUACGUUUAAGUGUUGAUUUAUUUCUUUGUUCACUAAUGAAAUCACAGAUGAAGAUUUAUGUAAACCGUUUAAUGUACAGUCGUAGACACACUAUGAAGGUCUGUAUGUCUAGCAUAUUCUUAAAAUGUCUUAAAUUCACGUGUCUAAAAUCAAGGUCGAGAGAGGUCUUAAAUUAAUUUUAAAAAAUGUAAGUAGGUCUUAAAUUUGUUAAUCAUAGGUCUUAAAUUUGUAUUCUAUGUAGUUUAGCUUUUCUGUCAGGCAAACAUUUGCGUCACACGCAGACAUCGUCAUUUCAUUCUGUGACUUAGCAGAACAAUUAGCGUUCUGCUAAUAGUUAGCGUUAGCUAAAAUAGGAAAUGGUAAUGAACUCAUUUGACAUCCUGUAAAUGGAUUUAAUGAUGAGAUUUUUUCUUCUUUUCUAUUUUUUUGAACUUUGAAUAGAUUUUAUUGUGACCUGAUUCUUGUUUGAAACUUCACCACAACCUUCUCCCUGACCCGUCCGCCGUCCUCCUUGAGCUCCAUGUUCUCCCGUUUUUUUCUAAUAAACCUCUGAAGCCGUCA